AUGGCUGCACGUAAUCGACUAUUCACUCGAGCGACACCAUCUCGAUUUCAGCUGCGACUAUCAAACCGAGUAUCUGCAGACGAUAUCUGCUGCGGUGUCGCAGCCGGGGUGUUGUUACUGGGAGGACCGCGAUGGGUGGGAGAGUUUCUGGUGAGGAAUAAGUGGGCGUUUAGUAGUGUGUUUCCGAGGGUGGAGUGUAGGGAGGAGUAUGCGGUGAGGUGGGAUCAGAUGGGGGAGGAGGAGGGAUUGGUUGCGCAUCGGUUGGUGGGGUGGGAGGAUGCGGUGAGGGAUAUGUGGUGGGGGGAGGGGAGGUGCAAUCAUUUUGAAUUGUGUGCGGGGGUUUAUUUGGAGGAUGUUUUUAUGGAUGUUUUGACGGCGGCGGAUCAUGUGGAGGGAUCUAGGGGCGGGGAGAAUGAGGAUGAAGGGUUGGGAGAGGUGUGGUAUGAUGCGCAUGAGGCAUUGGAAUCACCAUCCUCUUCUGCGAAACGGAAAAGAUCACGUACUGAGGAUGAUGCAAUACGACAAAUCGUCCAAAGUCUCAAAUCUCGCCAGUCUUCUCGAAUUCAAUCUUUUCUCAAUUACACUUUUCUGACACUUCAGUUUAUUUUCCUCUGUAUCCUAGCCACGCUCAUCCUACUAGCAUACAAAGAAUGGGAUCUUUGGCAAAUGAGGAACAAACCAAAUCUCCCUACCAUUGGAGAACUUUCCGGUCUAAGUGGUCUGAGUAGGAUGCACAAUAUGUUUAAUCACUGGUUUCUUCCAGACUGUAUAUCGGCCAUUUUGCCAAACUCACGAAAAACGUGGCUGGGCACUUCUGACUUUCGGAAAGAACUUGUGAUGUUGGUUCAGAAGUGGUUAGACUUGGAAGAAUCUUUGUUGGGUUCUUGA
Molecule: messenger RNA, 888 nt
Organism: Botrytis sinoallii
Lineage: Eukaryota; Fungi; Ascomycota; Leotiomycetes; Helotiales; Sclerotiniaceae
Exons: 1
Coding region: 1-888 (295 amino acids)
Source: RefSeq, a predicted model, not a curated record